AUUUUCACGAGGGGAGGAGGUGUCGAGGCUGGGAGCCAUAUGGACCCCCGAAUCAAUGCCAGCUAAUGUUUAGAGUUAUCUCUCGCUGAAAAAUCAACGAAAACUGGGAUAUAUGGCGUAAGAAACGUCAACCGGUGGACUUAUUUUAAGAAGGACGUAAGAACGCCGAGGUUUAUCGGAACUUUAUAAGGCAUACACAGGAUGACAACAACACAGUAGUGUUGGCAAUCAAAGGGUUUUUCGAAUUGAUCUCAACACCCUAAGAAUUAAAAUGAGGAUACAAGGGCAGCCAGAGGGAGCACGAAGACGCCUGGAUAUGAACCUAGCUGGUGAGCUGCGGGAUGUGGAGAUCAUCCGUGGUCGUGCUGGCUACGGUUUUACAAUUACAGGACAGAAACCGUGUGUCCUGAGUGGCAUCAUGGAGGGGAGUCCUGCUUAUGUGGUGGGGUUAAGACAAGGAGAUCGGAUCAUGGCUAUCAAUGGAGCAGACGUGUUCGCAGAUUCUCAUGAAACGGUGGUGCAGCUGAUUGGCGGCUGCAAAGGGCCCCUGCAUAUGUUGGUGCUCUCAGAACGCCGAAUAAUGGCAAACCCCAUCCUUAAUGAUGCCAAGUUUGGGUUUGAGCAAAAAGGCAACGUUUUUCAAAAGCCGAGUGUUCUCCGCACGAUAUCGCAUGACUCUAGCCGACCGUCCUGUUAUCCUUCCAAUGGCGUCACAGCUAAACAGAGGCCCGUUUCAGAGCCUGACAUGUUCAUGUGGUCGAAGCAGCUAAAUGCUUUAUCAGAGAAGGUGAAGGUGGAACAACCUGCAGUGAGAGACACAGAUACUGUCUUAACAGAUGCUGAAGUUCAUCCAGACUGGACUGUUUUAAACAUGACUUUGGUGGUCGGCUACCUCAGCUCCACUGAACUGAUCCUGAACACCAGUGAUGCAGAGAGCAACAGUUUAAAGGCCAUUCGGGAAAGAAUCCGACAGUUGGGCACUGAGCAGGAUACCCACACUCUGGUGAUGAUGAAGGUCAUGUAUGAUUGCGUUCGACUGUGUGACGACGCAGGAGCCGUUUUGGCCGCCUUCCCUGCUGAGAACCUCGUUUUAGGAGCUGUUUGUGCCGAGGAUCCACGUUUCUUCUGCCUGGUCACCACGGCACACAUCAUCGGCGGCCGUGUACCAGAGGAUGAGCCUCUUCGGGCAUCCUGUCACGUCUUCUUCAUCGACCCGGAGCUGGGAAAUCAUAAGGAUCAUAUAGGCAUUGCUGGCCGCUUUGGCUUUGACUGCACCCCAGAUCCAGAUGCUUUGGGCUGCCUGGAGUUCCCACAGACUCCCCUAGAUGUGCUGCACUUCGUUACAGUCCUGUAUGGUGACCUGGGAGAGGGGGUGGAAAGACUCCGAGCCAAACUGGACAUGGAGACUCAGCAGCAGAUCAAGGAAAUGGACAGCACAAGCAAACUAGGCAGCGCCAGCAGCAGCGGGGACAGCGGGAUUGAAAAUCCUUCCCCCCCUGAGGAGAGAGAGGAAGGGGGUUUCCCUUCUGAUAUCCCAAAUCUCUCUGGGUCCAACCUCCCCAGCUGUCCAUGGGAUUGCUCCUCGGCUGAAGUCGUUACCCCGAUAAACCUUGGCAAGGAUGGCCAGAAUCAGAACAGCGCCAGCACACAUUCUCUUUCAGAAUCCCUACCUGGCCCGGAUUCUCUUAUAAGCUUUUACGGAGGUCCCCCGCCCAGGCUGGAGUUCCACUUCAAGCCCCCGCCUCCACCUCUUCCUCUGGGUAAAAAACCAAACUUCCUGGCUCAUCCUAUGAGAAACAGUCAAAGGUGGUUUUCAAAGCAAAAAAGGCCUAAAGCUUUAAGCAGUGACUCCUUACAUCAAGACACAUCCAGCGCCACCACAAAUAACCCCCCUCCUCCACUGGGCCAGGUACCCUCAGACAGGUACCAGUCCACAGAGGCCAUGAUUCCUCCUAGAGAGGAAUGGACCCGAAGAUUUCUUGAACAAAGGCAGAAACAGAGGACAGAUGGCAGCUUCAGAAAUGGGUCCAGGUUUUGGGGCAUAGGUGCUGCCCGAGCCUCUAAACGUCGGUCUUCCAAACGUCUCAGCAUGGCACGAUCUCUGGAUGAUCUGGAGUCUGCAGCUUCAUCAGAUGGUGCUCUAAAGUGGCCAUCUGCCGUCAUGAUAGCAGACUACAGUGGAAUCCAGCUGCAGGGAUGCUGCAGCCAGAGCAGCCUGAACAGCAAUGGUAGUCUUCCAGGGGCCGGUAGGCAUCGGAGGGCCACAGAGCAGCGGGUGGCCGGCUGGUCCAGCUGCUUUGAAGGGCUUCUCCAGGACCCCGUGGGUGUGCGUUACUUCUCGGAAUUUCUCAAGAAAGAAUUCAGUGAAGAGAAUAUCUUGUUCUGGCAAGCCUGCGAAGGCUUCUGUCAUGUUCCUGCAACAGACAAAAAGCAGCUAUCCCAGAAAGCCGGGGAGAUCUACAACAACUUUCUGUCCAGCAAGGCCACCAUGCCAGUGAACAUCGACAGCCAGGCCCAGCUGGCAGACGACGUCCUCACAUCACCUCAGCCUGACAUGUUCAAGACCCAGCAGCUACAGAUCUUCAACCUAAUGAAGUUCGACAGCUACUCGCGUUUCCUAAAGUCAUCUCUCUAUCUGGAGUGUCUGCGUGCUGAGGAGGAUGGUCAGCCCCUGCCGGACCCCUACCAUAUCCCCUGCAGCCCUGCCCCCUCCAAACACAGCGCCAGCUCUGACCGUUCCACCCUCUCUACACCCAAAAAGGACAUGAGAAAACAGAGAUCAGGGAAGUCCCUAAAUGAAGACACCAAGGACGAAAGCGCAGAUAAGAAGCGUGGCAUCUUCUUCUCCUGGUCUCGCAACAGAAGCUUUGGGAAGGGUCCAAAGAAGAAAGACAUUGGAGACAUUAAUCUAGCAGAUUUCUGGGGUAGUAAUGGACGGAGAGAGUCCCAGGGUUCCCUGUCAUCCAGUGCCAGUCUAGAGAUCCCCAAUUCUGUUUCUGCUGCCAAAAUGGAGUCUGAUAAUCGCCACUCGGUGGGAGCGUGGGAACGCACACCCAGGCAAUGUAGUGUGCUGCUGCCCGACGGCUCCUGUUCCUCCAUCACUUUACGGCAUGGUGCCUCCAUUAGGGAGGUCCUCCAAGAUCUGUGUCGCAACAUCUGUGUCAACAUUGCAGCCGUAGAUCUUUUCCUUGUGGGAGGAGAGAAGCCUUUAGUGUUGGACCAAGACUGUAUGACUCUCUGUUCACGAGACCUAAGAUUGGAGAAGCGCACUUUGUUUCGACUGGACCUGGUGCCGAUUAAUCGCUCCGUGGGUCUUAAAGCCAAACCUACAAAACCAGUCACAGAGGUCCUCCGUCCAGUGGUGGCAAAAUACGGCCUAAAUCUCAGUGAUCUCGUGGCAAAAAUAAGCGGGGAGACGGAGCCGCUGGAUUUGGGUGCCCCCAUAUCAAGCCUGGAUGGCCUGAGAGUUGUACUGGAGCAGGCAGACCCCUGCUCAGGGAAAGAAAAAUCCAAGUCUUCCUCCCUAAAGGGCUUCCCUCCAACCAGGAGUUUUUCUGCUGCAGGAGAUGAAAGGUCAGCACCAAAGGACAUUUCUGUGAGAGCGAGUGGACCAGCCUCAGCACUCCCAGGGGAAAAGAGAAAACAGAAAAAGAUAAAUAUAGAUGAAGCUGAAGAAUUCUUUGAGCUGCUAACCCGAGCUCAGAGCACCCGAGCCAACGACCAGCGUGGACUCCUGAGCAAAGAAGACCUGGUGCUCCCAGACUUCCUGCGCCUGACUCCACCCGCCUCCUCCGACCUGGCCUGUUCCACCCCAGCCUCCCUGAAGCAGAGCCGAGAGAACGGCGUCUCUCCUCGGGGAUCCCUCACCUCCGGCCUGCGCUCGGAGAGCCUGGACUCUUCCCUCAGCUCCAGUGCCAACGGACACUCAGCAGCCAGGAGGUGCCUGCUGGCUCCUCCCCGCCAUUCCACGUUUGGCACCCACCUCUCCCCCAUCCCCCGGCCCUCCGACUCUCGGCCGAGCCUCCGCACAGUGGAGGAGGACGCCCAAACUGACCUGACCCUGGUGGGGGAGGGCGACAUCAGCAGCCCCAACAGUACUCUGAUACCCCCUUCACCUUCAUCCUUCCCAUCCCUUGAGACCAGUCUCCCUGAGGCCAACUUCACCCCGCCACCACCCUGCUCCCAGUCUCAAGACACAGUUGGAGAGGGAAAGUCAAGUUCAGGGCGAAUCAUAGAAACAACCCACAGCACCAAAUCACCUGCUGACAGAGCAGAUGCUGCACUAACACUCCAGGAGGUGAUGGAUGUGGAGGGGGUCCACCUAGAAGAAGCACGGCUCGAAACGUCCCAGGGAGAGGACUCGGAGCUCAGCUUGAGUUUUCAGGGCUACGUCGCCGAGCUCCGGCAGUGCCAGAGCAAAAUGAGGAACGCCCAGAUACCGCAGAACGGCCGUAGCCCGUCAGAAGGACAGGACUGCCAGUCGGACAUGUACAAGGCCACGAUCGUCUGAAGGGGACAACCUCACCCUCACACACACUACUGCACUUUUUCAGCCUGAGGCACUAAUGUCUGGAGGGGGAUAUGUUAAACAAUGGCCUGCAUUUAGAGAUGUCAUUUUCUCUCUCUUUGAAACAAAAGCAAUGGCAAUAGAUGUAUUUACAAUAAUUCAUUGGUGGAUUGUAAUCAUUUAUUUGAAUGAUUAUUCAGUUUCAUUAAUAUUUCAAACAAUGUAGCCCCAGUUCAAACGUACAAUACCAGAAUUAUACAUGCAGGCUCAAUCUUCACAAGAUGCUCCUCAAACCAUAUUCAUUUUAUAGCCAUCAACAAGCAUUUAAUAUGAUUCAGUUUGUAAAUUUGACCUCUCUACUUGGCGGAAUUUGUAUAGUUCAUCUAAAGUUGUUGAUUUUCCGCCACACACCUGGUUUGUUUUCCAGAAAUCUGUAGAUUGGACCAAUGUUAGCCUGGUUUAUUCAUUCCAAAGCCACUUUAUGUGUGUUUUGGAUUCCCAACCGGCUGGAAUGUCUGCUUGUGUCCCAGUUUCAACUAUCUAGUUGUUGAGGUGAGGUUUGGUUGAACAGCUCUAUCAUUUCAUGUAUUGUGUGUGAAGCAACAGUAGCACUGGUUGCCAAGCUGAUGCUCAGCAUG
Messenger RNA from Cyprinodon tularosa, 5145 nucleotides. RefSeq names its product regulator of G protein signaling 12a (gene rgs12a). NCBI's taxonomy places the organism in Eukaryota, Metazoa, Chordata, Actinopteri, Cyprinodontiformes, Cyprinodontidae. Bases 272 to 4510 code for a protein of 1412 amino acids. The record is from RefSeq and is a predicted model, not a curated record. The transcript has 19 exons. Gene Ontology annotation, molecular function: GTPase activator activity; protein binding. Gene Ontology annotation, biological process: signal transduction.